AUGUACCAUGCAAUUAAUGUUAUUACAAAAGGUAUUAAACCAAGUGAAUCUGAUGAAAAUUAUAAAACUAUUAAUCUAACUGAGCUGGAUAUAGCAUUUGAUAAUAAUAUUAGAUAUGAAAAUGUGAAAGAAGAUGAUAUUGCUGAUAAUCAAUCAAAAAGACAAAAAAUUAAGAUUAAUACAUCACAAAAUUCAAACAUGUUUAGCAGGAAAUGUGAACAUAGUGAUAAAGUUACUGAAUAUCUAAAGAUUAAAGAAAUUAGCUUUUUUUGA
This is a messenger RNA of Funneliformis caledonium, 273 nucleotides long. Lineage: Eukaryota; Fungi; Glomeromycota; Glomeromycetes; Glomerales; Glomeraceae. The record is from the annotation of a GenBank genome assembly.